Diprion similis is the source of this 4788-nucleotide messenger RNA. It is a transcript of the gene sky, whose product is annotated as GTPase-activating protein skywalker. The transcript is spliced from 12 exons. The record is from RefSeq and is a predicted model, not a curated record. Bases 610 to 2436 code for a protein of 608 amino acids. Lineage: Eukaryota; Metazoa; Arthropoda; Insecta; Hymenoptera; Diprionidae.
AUUUCGAUGCUUGACAAUAUCUUGAUACUCAGCUCGUCUGUUGUUUCAUAUUCACGAUUUGUGGUUCUGUAUUUUUGAUACCUAUAGAGCUGCAUUCUACAAUUUAUCGUUAGCUAGAACAGAUAAUAAUGUACAUAUAGUAAUGCAUGUCAGCAGUGGCAGUGCCAAUAAUCUAGUUCGUCGCAUACGCGGGCAAAGUGGAGUUGUUACAAUAAGUUAAAAGGCAGUGGGUCAAUUUCAGUGAAUAUUGUAAACAGUUCUCAGGUGACCGCGGGUUACGUGUUGCUAAUAAUUCGCGUUGGGAGUAACCAGUGUCAGCGCACCUGCAAAAAAAGCUCUUAGUAAAGCUCUGAUUGUCGUCUGCGAUUAAUGUGUUUAACCGGAGACUGAUUUAUUAAUUUCCACAACUGUACAUGUUCAACGGUAAAGGAUAUUAUCAUAUAACUAGAAUUGGAACAUUUCUGGCGCUGCUCUGUGCACUCCGAUUGACUCGGGGAACGAUUUGGAACUGGCGAUGAAAAUUGAGACAUCGCAAGAUAUGACAUAGGCAGACAUCCAUGACUCUGAUCCCAUUUAAGAUGGAUAGUUACAAUCCGUAGCAGUUUUGCCAUGCUGGUCACGCAAUCUCUUUCUCCCAUGAACAAUCUGCCAAAUAUGUUGUCAGUGUUGGAGGAAGAGUCCAAUGUCGAUAUUGACGAUGUGUUCCCACCUCAUGUCGACACAACAAAUAUCGUUAUUCAUCCGGAGUCACCGACCAGCAAAAAGCAAGCACUAAAGACUUUCAAUGAGGUGAACGUGCUUCUACAGUCAGGGAGGAAGAGAGAGGUCAAAUUGAUCAUAAGAGAUAAUGCUUGGCCACUCAAUAAUGGCAUUAGAGCACAGUUAUGGCCAGCGCUUUGCAACCAGCAUACUCACGGCAAGAACAUGCUGGAUGGAUUUUAUUGGGACAUGGUCAAUCAAGUAUUUGGCACCACAGAAUUGCCGGAGAAAUCCAUCAUGCUACCACCAUUUGUUGAUAGUACACAUUGUCUCUCUUACAAUCUGACGCGUAAGGGUCGAAGCGUGGCAGACAGAGUUGUAUCAGUUCUGGGUUUUGCCUGCCCCGACAUCACCUUCAGCCCUUCGCUGUAUCCAAUAACAGCGCUUCUUCUACACUUCAUGCCAGAGGAGGAGUGUUACCAUUGUAUGGCUAGUUUGGUUGCUGCCAAAGAGAAAAUGUUCAUCACGCAAACUAAACUUCUCUACGAAGUUACUUGGAAAACUGUUGAGCAAAUAACUAAAAAACACGUGAAAUCUGCUGCCGUACAUUUAGCAAGGCAUUGUUCCGGGUCAAGGGCCGAGAGAAUCUACAUGGACUGGACUUGGUGGAUUCUACAGCUACUUCCUUUUCAGCAUCUAGUCAGGGUUAUGGACUGUUUUUUACACGAAGGCAUUAAGGUCUUCUAUCGAGUAGCUAUGGCUAUAGUUUUGUUAUUCUACAAACAUUCUUCUGCGCAAAAUUCUGAAUGGAUGAAUGAAAUUUCAAAAAAUGGGAUUGACGCAGCUCUAUCAAAAUUCUGCCGGCAAAUUCCAGUGACGCCAGCUAAGUUCUUACGAACUGCGUUUGGGGUGCGCGCUCUCAGUUCGGCCUACAUAUCUAGAGUUUUUCUACGCACAGAAAUGGCUCUCAAGAGUCGAAGUGUAUUAGGCUCACGGUCCUUGGCAAGGUCAAGGUCAACUGACAAUCUGCCUACGAGCCAGUCUCAGGUCAACAUUCAAAUGAUGUCGCACACGCUCACCAUAAGAGAGAAAGAGUGCGAAGACACGUACAAAGACAGGGGAGCACACAGUCCUGGACCGCGCGCUCUCUCCAUGGGCGUUUACCCUAUUCAAAGUAUUCGCUCCCAGAUCCUAGAUACGCCUGACUUAUUCACCCUGUGGUCAUGGCUGCCUGUACGGAUUACCAUGUAUCAACCAAUUUUAUUGUACACAACUGAAGAACACGGUUGUUCACUGACAACCUUUUAUGUCAGAGUCGAACAACAUGAACCUACGCUUCUUAUGAUAAAAACAUGCAACAACGAGGUUUUUGGCGCUUAUUGUUCAACACGUUGGUGCGAGCGCAAUUUAAAGGAUGACAAAGGACAGAGACAAGCAUAUUUUGGGACAGGAGAAACAUUCCUGUUCAGUCUGUAUCCUGAACGAGCUAAAUAUCCCUGGGUUGGCAUGGAUUCGUCUCAUAAUGACCCUAGAGUUCAUCAUUCUGCCGAAUUAUUUAUGGCUGCUGACACAAAAAUGAUAACUAUCGGGGGCGGGGAGGGCCAAGCAAUAUGGAUGGACGAAAAUAUUAGAUUUGGGAAAACGGAUCGGUGCUCAACGUUCAACAAUCCUCCGUUAUGUGCCAGCGGUGAUUUUGAGAUAAGAGUGCUGGAGGUAUAUGGUUUUGCCGGGGCUUAGUAAGAUCGCUAUACUGUUUAUAUCAAUUCCCUACUGCCAUUAAGCAACUCUCUAUGUCUAAACUGUCUUGUCAUCGACGUGUCAUUUUCGUAAGUUGGGAUACUUUAAAAGUAUUCUCAGUUUUUCAGAAAUAAUAAUAUAGUAUUAUUACGUGUCUUCUAUCAUUAUUUAUUACAUCAUAGAAGUCAUGUUAGGCUUUAAUGGUAAUUGAGAUUACAUUGAAGAGAAAUCAGUCAUUUUUUCGAUUACCUUCGUGUAAUUAUUCUCUACAGUUACAUUGCUUAGAUUUAUUAUAUUAUAUUGUACACAUAUAUUCAUCCUUGUAUAUACAGACAAUUGCAACCUCUCAUAUUAUACCGUCUUAUAUCAUAUUAUAUUAUUGCUGUUAUACAUCCACAAAAGAAAACUUGUGGUCAAGAAUAAUGAAGAUAUAAGAAACGGGACAGCAUUCGCUUCGACAAUAAUUAAUAUUUAAUGACGGUCUGGCGUCGAGUUGAUUCACAUCACAUCAAGUGACUAAGAUUACGUGAAUACUUAAUAUUCCUUGGACCAGACGUAUUGUUAUAAAAAUGUAUAAUUACUCUAUUAUAUUAUUAUCAUUAUUUUAUGUUUAUUACAAAAGUUUGUAUAAACGUGUCGUUUCAUAAAACUUUAAUUAGAUAUUGUUGUUCUUACUUUUAAUCGGUUAAUAGAGUCUGUAUUUAUGUUUAAAGCAAACAUAUAUUAUAUAUACAUAUAUAUAUAUCUACAUAUACUUAUAUAUUGUAUAUAUAUUUAUGUACCGUUUCUUGUACAUAUUAUAAAUAUUGCCCCGUGUAACAUGUUAGUACAAUCAAAAACAUUGUGAUCCAUGGCCAAUGAGAAAUUCAUAGCAAUGCGUGUACCCAGUGAAUUAUAUAGUAUGGAGGUUUACGUCACUAUUUUUAGCGAGACUGCAUUUUUUCCUAUGACAUGAAUUUAAUGAAAUUAAUCAGCCGAUUAUUUUUAUUGUAGCUAUGUCGGCAGUCGAGUAUUAGAUUUUUCUCGAUUUCGCAUCUCUGGAUCCAAUAAUACUGUAACCCGAUUGGAAAAAUACUAGAUCUUAUAUUCAGGGGACCCUCUACCUCCAGCCACAAAUAAAACAAGGUCGUAAUGAGAAGUGAACACUAUAUGAUGUACGUACAAAGUACAUUCGACAUAUUGUUAAAUAAUGCCAUUAGAUUCUACUAUUCCUCCUUAUAUACUGCAAGUGUGGGAGAUUUAAAUGAAAUAUGUUCGGGUUCAAAAAAUAUUUUUACUUUGGUAGUAAAGACAAAUUUUGCUUUAAGGAUCCCGUACAUGUACCCAAAUUUGAUUCCGAAAUAAUAUCUACAUAACUGUUUGCUACUCUGCUCUGCAGUACUUGAUAUUAUCAUACAGGCGCGACGUAUGUAAUAUUUAUCAGAUGUAUGUUUCAUAUAUUACUUCAAACUAUUCACUAUGUAGUAUAAUGUUAUAAAUAUUAGUUUCAAGACAUUGUUUGUAUUGUAUGUAUAUGUAUGUAACAGACGUACGGCACGAGACCGAAAUUAAACGCACUGCAAAUAGAUGAUAAUUAAAGAUUGGCAACUGAAGCUAUUAUGUGGAAGCGAUUGACAAUAAAAUCGAUCGUUGUAUUUUGCGCUGGCCGAAUAUAAUGUAACGUGAAAUAACGAGAUACGCACAAAAUGUAUUAAUCGUACGUUACAUUAGUAAAUAUUCUAUAUUACACGUUGUACGGAAUUGGAACGACAUAAAAAGUUCGCACUAGUAAGCCAAGCAAUAAUAAUAUUAAAUUGACAUAGUAUAACCAGCCUUUUGUGAUCUCAUAGGGCGAUAAAGCGAUAGCAAAACGCGAUAGUAUUACAAUGAAUUCGAUUCCUAGAGGUACAAUGCGUUUCAUGCAUGUGCUGCUUAAUUUUACAAUUAUUUUUAUUCCUUCUUGUUACUUGUAUGGAUUUCACCCUCUAAUUGAUUUGUCGUUUUACUGUCUUACACAACUCUUUUGUCAUUUAAAAUUAUCUUCCCUACAAUUUUGUUGCUUGUUCAUAUAUAUGUAUAUACAUAGACUUGACUAGAGUGAACGCAAAUCGUACUGUCGCAUUCCAAAAUUGUUUUCAACCUGCAAAAUAUGAUUAAAAAAUUAUAAAUAUUUACAUGUAUUUAGCAUUCCGAAUAGUAUUAGAAAAAGCCACUUUUUUUUAUUACCUCUCUCAUUAAACUUGGAAAAAAAAAUUUAUUUUCAAAUAUCCUAGAUUUGUACAAAAAUAGAAAUCACGACUUAGCAGAAUUUGAUAAGUGUUAUGACUAAACAAUUCUUCAUUAAAUAAUCAGUCAGUACUAGUCAAAAUAAUU